UUGAGGAAGCUUUAUUUUAUUUACAUUCUAUAUUGCCGAUCAAUCGAUAACAUUUAGUUGCUUACUAGAUGGACCCCGCCCAGCCGGAAGAAAAACAGCACGAUCUUCGCUUGCGUGCCACACAAACGCUGCAACUAAUUGGGCUUGUUGAAUCUCAUCGUGUUCUUUACGAUACUUCCGAUAAAAACUACAACCGAAAAAAAUCUAAGUCGGCAGCUUGGAAAGAAAUCACCGCUUCUGUGCUGGGCAUCAAACCGGACGACGUCACUCGACUCCAAUCGCUGCAAAUUCAACACAAGUGGAAAAGUUUACGCACUGCAUACGUACGGCAGCGCAGACUUGCCAAUCCCUUGGCACCGUAUCGUUAUGCGGAUCUGAUGAGUUUUCUCGAUCCGUAUCUGCGUCGGGAAGAAGCGGUGGUGCUUGAACCAAGUGGAUUUUCGGCACCUUUCGAACUAGACCUAAGUGGAGAUGUUUCGACCGACAUCGGAACAACGACUAUCAAAGACAACUGCAUCGAUUUUUUCGAUCCGAUCGAGGAAGAGCUCAUCUAUGACGUACAAAUGGUCUCAAAACAACCGUUGGACGAUCUGCCAACUCCAUUGUCCUCAUCUCUAUCGACGAACUCGGAAUCCGUCGAAAGUGUCACUUUCGCAGGCCCUGUUUCCGUAAACAACAGCAACAAUGUGGAUGAAUUGGAAAUGUUUUUCUCACAGAUUAAACGGACGAUUCGCAAGUUUUCAGUUAGGAAAACCAUUGAACUGAAAAUGCAAAUUUUUAAUCUCGUAUCCCAGGCGGAAUUGGAUGAGCUAGAUGCCACCAAUAAGUAGAUGAAACACGUCUUGCCUAGCACCAUUGUGUAUUACUAGUCACAUUGAUUCUUGAGAUUUAUCUCAUGAAACAUUCCAUUUUAAAUUUUAUAUAUUUAUUUGAAUUCUUUUAAGGUUUGUGUUCGAAGUCACUCAUGUUUUCUAAGUGUAAAUCCAAAAAAAAUCACUGUAUGAUGCCAGAAGUGUUUGCUUUCUCAAUAGUAGUGGUUGAAAAAUUAUAGACAGUGAACAACAGUGCCAACCAAGAGACACAGGCUGAACGAAUCACGAUUUCUAGUCAAGCUGAAUGUAGAAAAUCUAGUCAAGCAGAAAGCUAAAUGUCAAACAGAAAAUCACCAUUUUCAAGCAUUUGUGUUUUUUUUACUCCAAUAAAUGUACUUAAUUAACAA
Molecule: messenger RNA, 1219 nt
Organism: Malaya genurostris
Lineage: Eukaryota; Metazoa; Arthropoda; Insecta; Diptera; Culicidae
Exons: 2
Coding region: 69-830 (253 amino acids)
Biological process (GO): regulation of transcription by RNA polymerase II
Cellular component (GO): transcription regulator complex; nucleus
Source: RefSeq, a predicted model, not a curated record